Neodiprion fabricii is the source of this 1995-nucleotide messenger RNA. Its product is annotated as nucleoporin Nup35. Gene Ontology annotation, molecular function: structural constituent of nuclear pore; phospholipid binding; single-stranded DNA binding. The record is from RefSeq and is a predicted model, not a curated record. NCBI's taxonomy places the organism in Eukaryota, Metazoa, Arthropoda, Insecta, Hymenoptera, Diprionidae. Bases 317 to 1297 code for a protein of 326 amino acids. Gene Ontology annotation, biological process: regulation of DNA-templated transcription; NLS-bearing protein import into nucleus; nuclear pore organization. The transcript is spliced from 3 exons. Gene Ontology annotation, cellular component: nuclear pore central transport channel; nuclear pore nuclear basket; nuclear membrane.
UAAACAAAUGAACGGAAAGAGUUCAAAUUUCGACACUGCAUCACUCUUUCAUAGCGGAUUUGAGGAAAGUAACUCAUACCUGGAAAUCGUAAAAAAAAAGUGUGGUUUUUCUUGAAGUAUUGUAACCCACGGUUAGGGAUAUGGAGGGAUAAACUCCAUACUUCACCGUUUAAAAUUUUCGGCUGUUGAUUUUGAUUGCAAUCACUUGUCAAACGUAUUUAUUUAUAGCGAGAAGAAUAUUUUACAAGAGAUCAAGGUAUGGUGAAGUUUCAGAAAUAGCUCAAGUCUAACAUCUGAGCAUUUCUCUUUCUACGAAAUGGAGCCCAUGACCCUUGGAUCUCCUGUUGGAAGUCCAGUCCAAACACCAGGAAGUCCAGGACCAAACUCCACAUAUCUACCUAAUUUCCUAUUGGGAGAUGCUAAUCCUACCGCUAGAUUAAAUAUAAUGAGUCCCCAAGGUACCCCAAGAAAUACACAAUUCGGAUCUAUUACCAGUGGAGGCUUAUCAUCACCUAGUUCGAACUACUGCACUCCAGACUACCGUACGAAUCGCCAAAAAGCCAUGUUUGGUAACGUAACGAGCCCCAGUGGUCCACAAAUCAGCUCACAGGGGCAAUCUGGUGGUCCUCCAACUAGAGGACUUUUUGAUACACUUGAAACUUCGCAGUCAAUGGUGCCGCAGAGUCCCAGUGUGGGUCAGAAUGUUACUAGUAAUCAGUCGAGAGUGUUGACGGGAUCAAAUUUGAACAACACUUUGUUCUUGGAUAGUCCUGCAAACCUUUCUCUUAACGAACCGUUGCAAGGACUUCAGCAAUGGGUCACAGUCUUUGGUUUUCCUCCAAAUGCUAUAAACGCCGUAUUAUCUCAUAUAUCCAGCAGAGUCCGUGUAGUUGAGAAACGUGGCGCUCCUCACGCUCAGGGUAAUUGGAUCCAUCUAAAAUGUGCGUCAGAGCAAGAUGCACACAGAGCUUUGGCGUGCAAUGGCAACAUUGUUUCAGGCUCUACAAUGAUAGGCGUUGUUCCUUGCACAGAUGAGGGAGUAGUUUUGGGAUCAGAAAAAGAUAACCUUUCCAAAUUGAGUAGUGGCACCAGGUGCUUUUCUACAUCAGAUAGAAUAAAUUUUUCAUCUCCUGAUUAUGCGAGUAGUUUACCACCUACUUCGCCAAGAAUACAGAAUGCCCGUCCUUUAGCGGUAGGCUAUAACCAACAUUUGAGCCCCCAAGCAGUUGUAAUGCCUCAAAACGUGCCACAGAAGUCGACAGGGUUCUUCUCAAAAAUUUAUGAAUACAUUUGGUAGCUCGAUGCAAUUCCACCAUACUGCGUUUAUCUCGCAACUCCAUUCGGUUUUUACUCUUCAAUCUGACGAAUUUUAGUAUAAUUUUGUACGGUUGUUUUUUUGUUCGCAUCAAGUGAUAAAUAUUAAUUUUUGUAAUUGAGGGUGCAGUAAAGUCGACUCGUUGUAUUCAAUUAACCAUCUUAUACCAUCAUUGUCACGCUACAUCGAUAUGGGAUCGAUUCGUAUGUUUGAAUGUCCAACAAUUAACAGUAAAUAACAAAUGCCAAUGUCACUUUUAGAAUAUAAGUAUGUAAUUUGCAAAGAUAUAUUUUCUAACAUUCAUGACGUACUCUAUUGUGUAAAGAAUUGGACAUGAAUUUUUCCGUACUAACUUGAUGUCAUUUAAAGUUACGGUACACUGCUAAUUUUUUUUAACUUUUACCUGUAGGCAAACAUCAUGUAAUUGUGUAUAAAAUAAAGAAAACAGAUUUUUUUAUUCUGUAUAUCAUUAUCCAAGUCAGUCAAGGAGCGUGUAUUAAUAACUCUUCAGAUUUGUCAUAACGUGAUGGGCAGUGCAAUUCAAAAUUUUAUUAACAUUUUUCUGAUCCAAACACACACAGGAUCUGGGUGUUUAAGAAUGUAGUAAAAUACCGUGGUGGGGUUUAAAACUUGUAAAUAUAUUUUGCACGAAUAAAAAGUUGAGUUGAAUACAAGAUAAA